AUGACGCCAACACCCCAAGACCAAACAAAGAGCCCGGAGGAGCCUGCUGGGAGCGAAACUGUCGGAGAGAACAACGACUGGGAGCAAAGAAAUCGAUCAGAUACGUCAUGUGAUAGGAUUCUGCUUCAAGCUGAUCCAUGGAAACCAUGCCAACGGUCCCGUGCAACUGUUAAAGGGUGGCUGCUGAAGCUGAGGAGCUGUUUGGGGACAGUGUGUGGGAUGGAGUGGUACUGCUACGCUGCUCUCGGCAUUUCAAUGGCCAUCCUCAGCUUUCUGGUGGACCUGAGUGUGGCGAAGCUGCAGCGAGCUCACCGGUGGAUGUAUUUGAAGCUGGAGGGCAACAGCCUGCUGCAGUUCUUCUGCUGGACUCUUUACCCAGCAUGCCUCUGUGCUGUCGCAUCAUCGUUCACUGACAACAUCUGUCCGUUCUCCACAGGCUCGGGGAUACCAGAGGUGAGGACCAUGCUGGCAGGCAUUGAAAUGCCUCAUUACUUGUCGCUCACUAAUUUGUUCACCAAGCUCCUGGCCCUCAUCUGCACACUGGCAGCCGGCAGCACUAUUUUUCUGGGCAAAGUGGGUCCAUUUGUGCAUCUUUCCACCAUGGUUGCAGCGUACUUCAGCAACCUCUGCACUCUAAUUCAAGGCAAUAAGAAGGAGCGAGCUGCUGGAGAAAUGCUGGUUGUUGCUGCUGCAGUCGGAGUAGCGAGCUGCUUCGGAGCUCCCAUCAGUGGUGUGUUGAUCAGCGUGGAAGUGAUGUGUUCUCACUUUGCACUGAGGCAUUACUGCCCAUGUUUCUUCUCCGCCGCGUGCGGGGCAUUGAUGUUCCGCCUGCUCUCAGUGUGGAGCGGAGAUGGAGAGACUCCUCAGGCGUUGUUCAAAACAAACUUCCCCUCUUCUUUACCUUUCUACCCACUGGAGAUUAUUCUGUUUGCCCUCCUGGGGCUGCUGUGUGGAGCUGUCAGCUGCUGCUACCUCUUCUGCCAUCGGCGGAUCCUGCGAUUCACCAAGACCAACCCCUUCCUGGUCAAAAUGCUGACGACAGAGAAGGGUCUAUACACAGGCGUGGUGGCUCUAUUCCUGGCAUCUCUCACAUUUCCUCCCUCUGCUGGUCAAUAUAUGGCUUCUAAGCUCACCAUGAAGCAGCUCCUAGCCUCCUUACUGGAUAGCAGACAGUGGAGCUCUCAAUCCCACAAUGCCUCCGUUCAACUGGGCCCCGAUCCUUUGUUGGAGUGGAGCUCAUCAGGGAGCCCGGUCCUUUCUCUGGCUGUCUUUCUGCUCAUGAAGAUGUGGAUGAUGGUCCUCGCCUGGACUCUGCCUCUCCCAACCGGAUACUUCAUGCCAGUGUUUGUCUACGGGGCAGCUUUGGGCCGUUUGUUUGGAGAAGGAGUGGCUCAUGUGUCUUCCACUGGAUUGACCUCCAGCCAACAGUGGGCUUCUGUAAAUCCUGGAGGAUAUGCACUGGCUGGUGCAGCAGCUUUCUCCGGCGCUGUGACACACACCUUGUCCCCAGCGCUGCUGGCUUUAGAGUUAACGGGUCAGUUUAGCCACGCCUUGCCCAUACUCCUCGCCACUCUGCUGGCCAAUGCCCUGGCUCGCUCUGGGCACCGCCCAUCUUUUUACGACGCGCUCUCCAUCGGCAAGAGGCUCCCACACCUGCCCUCUCUGGUGAAGGCAUCGCCCCGGCUUCCCUUCACACCAAUUGGACAGGUUUUGGGAUCAAAAUCAGUGCAGCUCCAGAAAGCAGCUGGGCCAGCGGAGGUUCAACAUGCCGUCAACACCAGCUCUGACCAACAAAUCCCUGUGGUAGACUCACAUGAGUCGCAGAUUGUACUGGGCUUUGUUCUCCGCUCGGAGCUGCUGAUGUUCCUGCGUCACUGCACGGCUGAUGGCGUCACUCAGACUUUGGAGAAACAUCUGGAUGAGGUCUGCUGCAUUUACCCCACCUCUGUCCUGCUGUCCCCCCACAACACUGUUCAGGAGGCGCACAGUAUCCUGAGUCUGGUUGGAGUUCAGACCUUGUGUGUUGCAGACAGGGGAAGGCUAGUUGGGAUCAUCACAUGGCCCGAGAUGAAGAGAAUAUUAGAAAACUUGGCCAAAGAAAUCUGAGCAGCAAACGUGAAUCCCCGUCUUUCACGGCUAGCAGUGACUCAAGCUUCAAGCAAAACUGGGAUCAGCUAGAGGUUCCUUAACAUGUAUUAAAGGUUAUUCACAUCUUUUAAUGUGCAUGGUCUUGAAUCACACAUCCGAUAUCCUGACAUUCCUUCAUGUAACAUACUAAUAUUUAAAGACAUGUGGCAAUGACAACAAAAGCUAAUAAAACUGUACACCAAAUAACAUGAUAACGAUGCGUUUUUGAGAAUUUAUAGUGGGUCACUAUGAAAUUCACCUUUGGGAAAGGUAAACCAUCACAUCUA
Pungitius pungitius (ninespine stickleback) is the source of this 2414-nucleotide messenger RNA. It is a transcript of the gene clcnk, whose product is annotated as chloride channel K. Gene Ontology annotation, cellular component: plasma membrane. Bases 1 to 2106 code for a protein of 701 amino acids. The record is from RefSeq and is a predicted model, not a curated record. Gene Ontology annotation, biological process: chloride transport; transmembrane transport. Gene Ontology annotation, molecular function: voltage-gated chloride channel activity. The transcript is spliced from 19 exons. Lineage: Eukaryota; Metazoa; Chordata; Actinopteri; Perciformes; Gasterosteidae.